Neolamprologus brichardi is the source of this 2075-nucleotide messenger RNA. The record is from RefSeq and is a predicted model, not a curated record. NCBI's taxonomy places the organism in Eukaryota, Metazoa, Chordata, Actinopteri, Cichliformes, Cichlidae.
AGAGUUUGAGGACGUUUGUCCCACUUUUUUGUUGGACCUCGAAGUAUCCUCAGAGACUUUUAUUACUCGGGUGUUGGACGCUCCACAGCAGCUUCACGAUGGAGCUGAAGGACUUCUGCAUGACGGGCGACCUGCUCAGCCCGCAGCGCAUCCUGGACUCCUCUUCUCCCUCCUCCUCCUCCCCCAGAGAUGAACCUCAAUCUCCACCCUCCUUCCUCCACUCCUCCCCCAUUGGUCCCGCCUUUCCUCUGGAAGCCACUCCCACUCUCAGCCCUUCACAUGCAGAAUUCUUCCUCCACAGCCCGGCUUCUUCCUCCUCCUCCUCCUCAUCCUCCUCCUCCUCCUCACCGUACAGUCUCCUGUGCCGAGCAGCGGAGCCCGACUCCCCGACAGGAUGUAACAUCGAGUACAGCUGCCCGGUGAUGAACGAGUGCGAGAUCACGAAGCGGAGGAGGAAAGCCUGUCAGGCCUGCCGCUUCCAGAAGUGUCUGCGGGCCGGGAUGAUGAGGGAGGGUGUCCGUCUGGACCGCGUCAGAGGGGGGCGCCAGAAGUACAAGAGGCGGGUGGAGACGGGACUGAGUUUAUGCAGCAAAGCCCCGUACAGCCACCUGAGCAGCAGCAGGAACAAGGUCAUUUCCCACCUGCUGCUCACAGAGCCCGCCCCUUUAGCUGCCAACCAGGACGAUUCGACCAAUGACAGCAGCUUGCGGAUCCUGCUGAUCCUGUGUGACCUCCUGAACCGGGAGCUGCUGGUUCUGAUUGGCUGGGCAAAACAGAUCCCAGGCUUCUCCGGACUCUCAUUGGUCGAUCAGAUGUCGCUUCUGCAGAGCGGCUGGAUGGAGGCGCUGCUGGUGGGUGUGGCCUGGCGCUCCCAGGGCGCAGGGGGGGACGAGCUCGUGUUUGCCGGGAAUCUGUGUCUGGACGAAGCUCAGUGUCGAGCCAUGGGAUUGGCUGACCUGUACGAGGCGCUGCGUCACCUGAUAGUGAAAUACAGAGCGAUGAAGCUGAGCCCUGAGGAGGUCGUGACCCUGAAGGCCAUGGCGCUUGCCAACUCUGACGCCGACCCGGUGGACUGCCCGGACUCGCUGCAGAGGUUUCAGGACGGGCUCCACGAGGCGCUGCAGGACUACGAGUCGUCCCGCCGGGAGCAGCACCGAGCAGGACGGCUGCUCAUGACCCUCCCCCUGCUACGACAGACCGCCGACCGAGCCGUGCAGGCUUUCCUGCGGCUGCACCGCCACCGCCACGUCCCCAUCCACAAACUGCUGCUGGAGAUGCUCGACGCCAAGGCCUGACCUUCCUGUCGGCCAUUUAUCGGGGAGACUGUAAAAUGACCCAAUGCACUUGACUUUUAGCUUUCAGAGAAGUUAUAUUUUUGUAUCAUGAUGUGUUGAGAUGUUUGUUUGUUGGCAGAAAUGAGCUUCCGUAUUUUUUGUUUAUGGGACCGUUCAGUAAAGCUCAUUUCUGCUCAAAGAUCCAGCGUUACAGCUUUUCAUCAGAAAACAUUCAAGUGGAACCGUUCUACUCAUUUGCAGCUUGGGUUCUGCUAGGGCAGCUUUGCAUGAGUCACAGUUCAGAAUAACCCUUCUUUGUCUGAUACUGGGCCUCGGUCUCAAACAAGCUACUCCCCAUUUAAGGGCUACCGUCCUACUUAAAUGUUUGAACGGCGAGUGGGCGGGGCCUUUAUGUCUGAGAUGACUACAGUAGGGAUUUCCUCUGUGACAUCACACAGACCAACAUCAGAAAAAAGUGUUUGUCUCACUGAAGUCGUUAUUAGAAACUUGGCUCAUGUUUAUUAUGAACAGGAAAGCAGAACAGAGCCCCUUUAACCAAUCAGCAAACACUUCUUUAAGCUCCGCCUCCUGUAGGUAAAGGUGGGCAUUCUAGAGUGAGAUUUAAAUUUAUUUUUAUAAACUAAAAUAUUUUGGUGGGAUAUUUAUUUUUCCACAAUGACGCGAUCAAACUGCGACGCUGAGUCGUCGUUUAAAUGGCUGUGGAUGUUUACUGUGUCAGAAAUGUUUGUUAUAAUAAUAAAUUAAAGCUUUUGGAAUAAAAUCGUCUUUUAUCUUCUAAAA